Messenger RNA from Stomoxys calcitrans (stable fly), 2619 nucleotides. Its product is annotated as zinc finger protein 62 homolog. Gene Ontology annotation, biological process: regulation of transcription by RNA polymerase II. Gene Ontology annotation, cellular component: chromosome. The record is from RefSeq and is a predicted model, not a curated record. Lineage: Eukaryota; Metazoa; Arthropoda; Insecta; Diptera; Muscidae. The transcript has a single exon. Bases 127 to 2607 code for a protein of 826 amino acids. Gene Ontology annotation, molecular function: chromatin insulator sequence binding.
AGCCUCUAUGAUGAAAGAGGUCAAGCUAACGCAAAUCAUGAUCUUGUGGGCAAAUAUUUUACCAACGCAGUGAGUCUACUCUCUGAUACACCCAAUGACUUCCAAAUAUAACUUCAAUGCUUUCAGAUGUUGAAUAUGGAAUGGGAGAAGCGACUUCAAAACAUCUGUGGAAAAUGUUGGCAGCAAAUUUGGGAGUUUCAUCAAUUCCAGCAGUCCAUUAUUGAGGCGCAGAAGUACAUGCUACUGCAGGUAGAAGCCACAAAAGAAGUUGAGGAAGUUAAGAUAAAGUCUGAGUUGAAUAUAAAUCAACAGGAAGCACAACUGGAGUUGCAUAUAACCAAGAGAUUAAGUGCUGUCACGGAAGAUUUAAUCAAACCUACCACCCUUACCUUUGACAUAAAAACUGAGGAACCUUUGGAUCUAAACAGUGAUUAUGAAGGGAUGUCGUCUCGUGUCGAUGAGCAGGAUCAUUUAACGAAUAAAGAGAUAUCUCUGAUGAUGUCCAAUAGAAAAGAAAAUCCAUCCUUACAGAAUGACGAUGAGUCCAAUGAUGAUUAUAGCUCUAGUGAUGACAUGCUCUUAUCAUCUUUGGACAAGACCAAUCUCUGUUCCUCAGAUAAAAAAGUUCCUGCUUCAAAAAAGUCAGUAGAGAAGUUUGAUGAAAUGGUUGCCUUGUGGCGUUCUUCCUUAGAAUGUGAAAUUUGUCAUCAGCUGGUGGCCAGCUAUUCCCAGUUGAAGGAACAUUUUGCCAAAAACCAUACUUCAGAAAUUUGUUACAUCAUGUGUUGCCAAUUGAGGCUGGAAACUCGUAACAAUAUUGACAGACACAUACGCUAUCAUAAUGCCCCGCAGCAGCUAAAAUGUGAAUCCUGUUGCAGAGCUUAUCGUCAUAUGAGAUAUUUGAGAGAACACGAAAGAAAAGUCCACACCAGCAAGGGAGGAGAUAAAAGUGCUAAAGACAGCAAAAAGUCGGAAAGAAAAUAUCGUUGCAUGAAGUGUUCGAAGGACUUUACAACGGAAAAACAUAUGAAUCAACACAAUCGUUAUAUCCAUAAACUCAAGAAUUUGGAAUGUAACCUGUGUGAGAAAACGUUUUUUCGUCCGCAUGCACUGCGCGAGCAUUUGGCUAGCCAUAAAGGCGAGAGGGCGCAUGUCUGCUCCGUUUGUCCCAAGACAUUCACCUGGCGAUCUAAUUUCAGCCGCCAUAUGAGAAAAUCUCAUCCCCAGGAAUGGAAGCGGAUACAAAACGAGGCGGCCCAAACAGAAAGUCUGAGAGAGUAUCAGGAUGAGCAGGACCAUUUAACGGAUGAAGAAAUGUCUCUAAUGACAUCCUUACAGAAUGACGAUGACGAUGAAUAUAAUGAAGAUUAUAGCUCGAGUGAUGACAUGUCCUUAUCAUCUUUGGGCCAGACCCAUAUUUCCUCUUCAAAAAUCAAAGUCCCUACUACAAAAAGGUUGAAAUGUAAAUUUUGUGAAAAAUCGUUUAGGCGUCCAGUGUUACUGCUCGAGCAUUUGGCUAGCCACAAAGGCAAGAAGACGCAAAUCUGCUCCUUUUGUCCCAAGGCAUUCACCUGGCGAUCUAGUUUGUGCAACCAUAUGAGCAAAACUCAUCCCGAGGAAUGGACGAGGAUACAAAACGAUUCGGCCCAAAAUGGGGAGGCCCAAAGACACACUCUCAGAGAGUAUCGACGAGAAACUCGAGGAAAGUGUAUGAUCUAUAUUUGCAUUUAUUGCACCGCGGAGUAUGACAAGCGCUCUUCCAUGCUCUAUCAUAUCAGCCGAUGUCGAAGAGAGAGUGAAAGAAAAGAGCCUAAAAUGGAGUUUCGGCUUGAAACCCGAGGAGAGUCUAUUGUCUAUAUUUGCAUUUAUUGUUCGGAAGAGCAUGAAAAGCGGAUUUCCAUGCAGAAUCAUAUCAAGUGUUGCCCUAGACGCAAUCAACCAACAGAGCCUGAAAAGGGAUAUCGGCAAGAAACUCGUGGAGAGAGUAUUGUCUAUAUUUGCAGUUAUUGUUCCAGAGAGUAUGAAAAUCGGUUUUCCAUUUACGGCCAUAUUAGGCGAUGUCAAGGAAGCGAUAGAGCAAUUGAUUCUAAAAAGGGGUAUCGCCGAGAAACUCGGGGGGCGAGUAUGGUCUAUGUCUGUAUUUUUUGUUCUAAGGAGUAUAGAAAUCGUGAAUCCAUUAACUAUCAUAUCUACCAUUCCCAUAGAGAUGAAGAAUCUCUAGCAAGGCAGCAGGCACCAUUGUUAGCUAUGCAGCAGGAAUCGAGUCAAAGAACUCCACUUACUCAAGACUCACUUAACAACUGGAUUAUAGGGUCGAAUACAAGUGAUGUAGCCAACAUAACACCAGAUGGUUAUAACAUAAAUGAACUUGGCAAAGAAGGAGAAGCGGAAGAAGAUGAUUCAUUAAUGACCCCUGUAGAAGGAACAGAAUGGAAAUAUGAUGAAAAUGCAACAAGUACUAAUGUGAAGACCGAACAAUUGUCGGCAGAUGAAAAUUCCUUGGAAAAUGAGGAAAUGAAUGAAAAUAAUGUACCACAAGAAUUUGAAGAUGCUGCUUGGGAAAGUGGAGAAUUUCUAAAAUCCGAAGAAGAAUUUAUUGAGCUUUAAGCAAAGGUUAAA